GAUGCGUUUUAGGUGAUUCUUUUUCAGUUAUUUGAAGGUAAUAAUGGUUCUUGAAAAAAAAAUCUGAAACUUGAAUUGCAGAUUUUUCUUUUUUCGUUUUUGCAACAAUGGGAGCAUCAUCUUCGACGGAACAGACGGUGUCGCCUGAACAACGAGAGUUAGAAAGCCUCGCAGCUUCCACAGGAACUCUUCCUUUGCUUCGCAAAUCCUUCUCAAAGCUCUCCGAUCCUCAAACAAACACAAUUUCCAUCCAAUCCCUUCAGCAAUGUUUUUAUUUAAGUUACGAGGACCCAGUUUACGAAUCACCACAAAAGCCAGAGUCUUUUCCAAGGUUGUUGGAUCACUUAGGAACAACAAUAGUAGAUUUAUUUUUCAUGUCUGAAAAAGGAGGCAUAAACUGGUUGGGAUUUCUUAGAGGUUAUGUUAAGUCCUGUGGGAGGAUGUCUACAUCAAUGUCACUCAAUAUAUUGUUGAGAAUAUUUGCUAUGGCAUUGGAAAAAUUAGGCCUUUCUUCGAAAUUGGAGUUCGAAUCGAAUGAUGCUGAUUGUAAGAUAAAUGGGUCUUUACUACCCUCUGAUGUGCUUCUGCUUCUUUGGAUGUGUUGGUCUAUGUUGUGGAAUGUCAGGACUUGGAAAUUUUCUGAAAGGAAAGGAAAACUUUUCCUGCCUGAUAUCAAUCAUUUGGUGUUGUCUGCGGUUGUUUCGUGUGCUGAAGUUAAUAGUAGCUUGGAUCUAUGGGAUUGUGAUAUAUUAGGCUUGCAUGUUCAGCUUCCUGUUGGAAAGUUUCUUGCUUGGGCUUUAACGACGGCACCGACCCUUUCAGAUUGCUUGACUCAGUUUGUUCAUGGAAGACUUCAAAGCUCAGUUACUGCAGAGGAUGAGUCAGGAUCUUCACAAUCCAUUUCAGGAGAUAUUUCAUCGACAGCAUCUCAAGCUUUACUUUUAACACAUGGAAGGGCAUGGGCGAUUUUCCUUGGAUCUACAAACAACAUUAGUGAAGAAAUUUUGAAGGCAUGCUUAGCUGGUGAUCUUAUUGGAACAGAUGAAAAACUUCUUUAUCGGUCAUCUGCUCAUGGGAAGGGCUUAAACAGAUUCUGGUCAAAUGUUGAAGGUUAUCAUGGUCCGUUACUUAUACUUAUUUCUGCUAAUUCUGAAGAUGUCCAUCAGGAUAAUAGCAAAACCAAGAAAUGGAUCAUAGGGGCACUUACCCAGCAGGGUUUUGAGAAUAGGGAUAAAUUCUAUGGAAGCUCGGGGAACCUAUAUGCUAUAAGUCCAAUCUUCCAUGUAUUUUCACCUUCAGGGAAAGAGAAGAAUUUUGUGUACAGCCAUUUGCACCCAACUGGCAAAGUUUAUGAAUCACAUCCAAAGCCUGUGGGAAUUGCAUUUGGAGGAAAUAUUACAAAUGAGAGGAUAUUUAUCGAUGAAGAUUUUGCUAAGGUUACAGUUCGCCAUCAUGCAAUGGAUAAAACUUACCAACCUGGCUCCCUUAUCCCAAUUCAGGGAUUCCUCGCUGUCGAAGCUUCAAUAACAGAAGUGGAAGUUUGGGGACUUGGUGGUAGAACUGCAAAGGAAGUCCAGAAUUCAUACAAGAAAAGAGAAGAACUUUUCACUGAGCAAAGACGCAAGGUUGACUUAAAAACAUUUGCAAAUUGGGAUGAUUCACCUGAGAAGAUGAUGAUGGAUAUGAUGGCUGAUCCCAACAGAGUUCAGCGAGAAGAUCGCUGAGCAAUUGAACACAAAGAGAAACCAUCAUUAUCCUAUUCUUGUUUUAAUAAUAUUCUCCUGCCAUUACUCUGUGUAGCGUAUUUGUAACCAUUUGGAAGAGAUUUGUAAAUUCAGAAAACAAUUUCUUUUUCUGACGUACAUUGGCUGCAUAAAAAUUUGAGAAAUAUAGUUUUUACUGCUUUGCU
Messenger RNA from Durio zibethinus, 1909 nucleotides. RefSeq names its product TLD-domain containing nucleolar protein. Lineage: Eukaryota; Viridiplantae; Streptophyta; Magnoliopsida; Malvales; Malvaceae. The record is from RefSeq and is a predicted model, not a curated record.